Arabidopsis lyrata subsp. lyrata is the source of this 1460-nucleotide messenger RNA. RefSeq names its product protein FAR-RED-ELONGATED HYPOCOTYL 1-LIKE. Gene Ontology annotation, biological process: response to red or far red light. Bases 792 to 1337 code for a protein of 181 amino acids. Lineage: Eukaryota; Viridiplantae; Streptophyta; Magnoliopsida; Brassicales; Brassicaceae. The transcript is spliced from 3 exons. The record is from RefSeq and is a predicted model, not a curated record.
CGUGAAUUGCAGUCGCCUCUGGUUGAGAACAUAGAUUUGCUUUUCUCCUUUCUUUCUAAACAGAACAUUUGAAUUUUUUUAAUGAACGAAUAUUCGGACACUAGACAUCAUAAUGACUUUCAUCACAACAACAACAAAACUUAUUUCUGGGUUCUGGAAGAAGAAAAUCUUGGUGGUGGCAUCUUCUAAAAACCAUGGAGGAUGCAGAUGAUAGUUGCAGCCCAUCGCUGGAUCAUAGGUUUUUCUUUUCAAUCACAUCUCACCAAAACACAAAAAAAAAAAUAUCUUCUUAUGUUUAUACAAAACAACUGUGUGAAUCUAUGCAAAGAUUGUAAACUUGAUGUUAAAACUUGUAUCUUGAAUCUGCAAAAUCAUCCCAAGUUUCUCAGAUACUCUGCUCGAAUUCUGAAAUUACUCUCUUGUGUUCUGCUUUUGUAUGUUUCCCGCAAGUUUUCAUCUUCUUUGAAUCUUAAACUUCCUGAGCUACAUUGUAUCGUGUCCUUAAGAUGUUUGAUGGUUUUCCUCACUUAUGUUUUUAAGGUGAAGUGUGUUUGGUGUUUAGUUUCUACUGCAAUCUGUUGAUGGCUUAACUGAUACUCAACACUUGAAUCUUAUCUUUGCUCUAUACAUAUUUUACUUGUGGAUUUAGAUUCUGGACUAAUUUGUGAUCCUUUUCUCUUUAUCUCAGUGGUAUCAAUGGUAAAUGUUUUUUCUUUUGUUAAAUGGUGUGAAUACUUUAUGGAUAGUUGUCAUAUUGUGGAUAUGACCCUUUAUGCGAUAUCAACGAUCCGAUGAUAGUUGCUGUGGAAUCUCUAGACUCAAGCAAAAAGAGAAAACUGCGUGCUGAAGAAUUAGACUUGUUACCCCUACCAAAACACUUUUGUCUGGAGCAACAAGCUUCUCUUGUUGAUUCUUCAUUUCCAUCAUCAGAUAUAGAAUAUGCAGAAUGCUCUUAUGCCAUGGAGGACACAAAAACCAGCGAUGAGGCCUCCUCUUCUGCAUCCUUUACAGGCCCUUCUUUGUACAUGUUUAAAGACUCUAUUUAUUCUACCGGAAGUUCUAGUUCUGGUUAUGCUGCUACAUCAAGCAUAGAACAAUGUUUUUCCAAAGUUGAUCACAAAACACAAGAAGAUGCUGAAGACUUCACUCACAUGGAAUUCAUUUGUCACGACUCCGAGUUUGCGGUUGAAGAUCUUCAAGAGGUUCUGAAUCCAGUUGGGUCUUAUGUUCUUUCUUCUGCAAGGUGGAGUGUUGGCAACCAAGAUUACGAAGAAGCUACCACGAAACCAACCAUUGAUCAAGAGUUUGAGCAGUACUUUUCAACACUCAUGAUGUAAACAACAUGAAUUUAUCUACAUAUGUAUCAGUAUCACUAAUCACUGCAAUGUUUAUGUAAAUAUUUUACCUCGUUUUUGGUUAGAAACAUAUAAAACCAGAUCAGAACAAACCUUUUACAUGUC